GCCAUUGAAGCUAAGAUGUGGUCUUCCUCUCUUCUCCGCCCACUCAAUCUCUCUUCCUCUCUCUUGAAUCCUCACCAAUCACCGAUACCCCCUUCAACCACCUCCAAUGGCGGCCCGGAUUUCCGUCGCCGCAGCUCCCCGGGCCACACUCCGCCACGGCCCGUUUCUCGGCCCGAAGCCCAAGCCUAUCGCCUCUCUCCACUGGAUUUCGAGGUCAGAGAGGAGUAGGAGGAGGAGGCCCAAUCUGACGGUUUGCUUCGUGCUGGAGGAUGAGAAAUUGAGGGCAAUCGACGAGCCGGAAGCUGAGGAGGAAGCCAGCGGCGGAGUUGGCAGGGCGAUUUCGCUGGCGGAGAAGGUCGCAGAGAAGAUGGCCAGGAAGAAAUCGGAGCGGUUUACGUAUCUGGUCGCGGCAGUAAUGUCGAGCUUCGGGAUCACUUCCAUGGCGGUUAUGGCUGUCUAUUACAGAUUCGCUUGGCACAUGGAGGGUGGGGAGAUACCGUAUACGGAAAUGUUUGGUACAUUUGCUCUCUCCGUUGGCGCCGCUGUUGGGAUGGAAUUCUGGGCUAGAUGGGCGCACAAAGCUCUGUGGCACGCUUCGUUGUGGCAUAUGCACGAGUCGCAUCAUAGACCAAGAGAGGGGCCUUUCGAACUGAACGACGUUUUUGCGAUAAUUAACGCGGUUCCGGCCAUUGCCCUCCUCUCCUAUGGUUUCUUCCACACCGGCCUCGUUCCCGGCCUCUGCUUCGGCGCUGGCCUAGGAAUCACCGUCUUUGGCAUGGCCUACAUGUUCGUCCACGAUGGCCUCGUGCACCGGAGAUUCCCGGUGGGGCCCAUCGCGGAGGUGCCCUAUUUCAGAAAAGUGGCCGCAGCUCACCAGAUUCAUCACACUGACAAGUUCGACGGUGUUCCAUACGGGCUGUUCCUCGGACCCAAGGAACUUGAAGAAGUAGGAGGGCUACCUGAGUUGGAGGAAGAGAUUGAUAAAAGAAUUAAAUUGUCCAAGAAAUCUAGAUGAUUUCCUUUGUAGAAAAGAAGUGGCAUAUCUUCUUGAUGCACAGAUGAAAUGAAUGAAAUUUAACUUAAUACUA
Salvia hispanica is the source of this 1088-nucleotide messenger RNA. Its product is annotated as beta-carotene hydroxylase 2, chloroplastic-like. Gene Ontology annotation, molecular function: beta-carotene 3-hydroxylase activity; iron ion binding. Gene Ontology annotation, biological process: carotene metabolic process; xanthophyll biosynthetic process. The record is from RefSeq and is a predicted model, not a curated record. Gene Ontology annotation, cellular component: chloroplast. Lineage: Eukaryota; Viridiplantae; Streptophyta; Magnoliopsida; Lamiales; Lamiaceae.